CUGGGCACCGGCCGCCCCGUCGGCGGCGGCGGCGGCUUGCGGGAGCCCCGGCGCGGGAAGCCCGGCGCCCGCAUGAGCCUGCUGGGGAAGCCGCUGGCGUACAGCAGCAGCCAGAGCUGCCGGAGGAACGCCAAGUACCGGCGCCUGCAGAACUACCUGUACAACGUGCUGGAGAGACCCCGCGGCUGGGCCUUCGUCUACCACGCCUUCGUUUUUCUCCUUGUAUUUGGUUGCUUGAUUUUGUCAGUGUUUUCUACCAUCCCUGAGCACACAAAACUUGCAUCUCGUUGCCUCUUCAUUCUGGAGUUUGUCAUGAUUGUUGUAUUUGGUUUGGAGUUUAUCAUUCGUAUCUGGUCUGCUGGCUGCUGUUGUCGAUACCGGGGAUGGCAAGGAAGGUUGAGAUUUGCAAGGAAACCUUUCUGUGUAAUCGACAUCAUUGUUCUCAUCGCUUCAAUAGCAGUUGUUUCUGCAAAAACUCAGGGUAACAUUUUUGCAACAUCAGCACUGAGAAGUCUUCGUUUCCUACAGAUCCUCCGUAUGGUGCGCAUGGACCGAAGAGGAGGGACUUGGAAAUUGUUAGGUUCAGUAGUGUAUGCACAUAGCAAGGAACUAAUCACAGCCUGGUACAUAGGAUUUUUAGUACUCAUCUUCUCAUCUUUUCUUGUUUAUCUGGUGGAAAAAGAUGCAAAUAACCAGUUUUCUACUUACGCAGAUGCUCUCUGGUGGGGCACAAUCACAUUGACAACAAUUGGUUAUGGAGACAAAACUCCUCUUACUUGGCUUGGAAGGCUGCUUUCUGCAGGGUUUGCUCUACUAGGCAUUUCUUUCUUUGCACUACCUGCUGGCAUUCUUGGCUCAGGGUUUGCAUUAAAAGUACAGGAACAGCAUCGUCAAAAGCAUUUUGAGAAAAGAAGGAAUCCAGCUGCCAGUUUAAUUCAGUGUGUAUGGCGUAGUUAUGCGGCUGAUGAGAAAUCGGUUUCCAUUGCUACCUGGAAGCCUCAUUUGAAGGCCUUGCAUACCUGCAGCCCUACAAAGAAAGAACAAGGAGAAGCUUCAAGCAGCCAAAAGUUAAGUUUUAAAGAGCGGGUACGGAUGGCCAGCCCAAGAGGACAAAGUAUUAAGAACAGGCAAGCUUCUGUUGGAGAUCGGCGGUCCCCAAGUACUGACAUUACUGCAGAGGGCAGUCCAACCAAAGUGCAAAAGAGCUGGAGCUUCAAUGACCGAACCCGUUUCCGACCUUCGCUGCGUCUGAAGAGUUCUCAGCCCAAACCAGUGUUAGAUGCUGAUACCACUCUUGGAACAGAUGAUAUUUAUGAUGAGAGAGGAUGUCAAUGUGACGUGUCAGUAGAAGAUCUCACCCCAGCACUUAAAACUGUCAUUAGAGCUAUCAGAAUCAUGAAAUUUCAUGUUGCAAAAAGAAAAUUUAAAGAGACAUUACGUCCAUAUGAUGUAAAAGACGUCAUUGAACAGUAUUCAGCUGGUCACCUGGAUAUGUUGUGCAGAAUUAAAAGUCUUCAGUCACGUGUUGACCAAAUUCUUGGAAAAGGACAAAUCACAACAGAUAAGAAAAGUCGAGAAAAGAAUACUGUGGAGAAUGAGACAACUGAUGACCUUAGUAUGUUAGGGCGUGUUGUCAAGGUGGAGAAACAGGUACAAUCCAUAGAGUCAAAACUAGACAGUCUAUUAGAUAUCUAUCAACAGGUUUUAAGGAAAGGAUCUGCAUCAGCACUCACUUUGGCUUCAUUUCAAAUGCCCGCUUUUGAAUGUGAGCAGACCUCUGAUUAUCAAAGUCCUGUGGACAGCAAGGAUUUAUCUAAUUCUUCACGAAUUAGUGGAUGUGUAUCCAGAUCAGCUAGUGCCAACAUGCCACGUGGCCUACAACUUAUACUGACACCAAAUGAAUUUAGCACUCAGGCUUACUAUGCUUUUAGUCCAGCUAUGCAUAGUCAAGCAACGCAAGUGCCAAAUGAUGGACCUGCAGCAGUAAUAGCUAAUAAUAUAUCAAACCAAAUAAAUCAGGCCAGUAAGCCAACAACUCCAACCACCUUACAAAUACCACCUUUUUCUUCAGUCAAGCAUAUCAGCAGACCUGAACCUAUUCAUAUUAUCCCUGUGACCACACAGGAAAAUAUUUCUGAUGUCACCGCUUGCCUUGUUGCAUCAAAGGAUAAUGGACAAGUUGCACAGACCAGUGUGACAAAGAAUCUUUCAUGGAGAAAAAGCCUUGAUACCGAAGGAGAACCUUUGGGCUCCGUUAAAACAGCGCAAAUGGAUUUAGGAAAAUCAUUAUCUGUGCAAAACCUUAUACAGUCAACAGAAGAACUGAAUGUACAGAUUGCUGGUAGUGACCCCAGUGGUUCAAGAGGUAGCCAAGAAGUAUACUCCAAAUGGAGAGAGUCCAAAUUAUUUAUAACAGAUGAAGAGUUGGAAGUAGAGGCAGAAACAGAGACUACUGAAGCCAUCUCUCACCCCUUAGUGGAAACAACUCUCUCCACUGACUCUCUAAGGACUGGAAUAUCAAGAUCAUCUCAAAGCAUUUUCAAGCCAGGGGAUGGUACAGAUUCACUCAGCCUGCCUCAUGUCAAACUUAAAUAACAACUUAUGGGUUUUCUUCACUGGCUGAGUAAUUCCUUUAGUCAUACAUAUCAUAGCAUGAACUAUUUUGAAAGCCUUUUUAAUAUGAUAAACUUGCAAGAAUCAGGAAGAAUCUGAAAGGCAGUUGUAUGAGCCCAUAUCUUCUAGCUGCAUGAAAAUGCAUGUGUAAAUGAUGGCUAAAAUUCAAAUUUAUACCUACAGUACAUCAACACUUUCAUGUAGUACAGUAGGUUUAAAUAAUGAGUAAUAUACAAAGCUAAUGCUGCAGGAUUUAUCAAAAAGCAAAGAUCUGAGCAUUUAGAAAUAGUGCUGUUUCUACAGUGCAGAAGUAAAAAAAACAAAACCAUAAGACUUAAAGCACUUUGCUUCUGGAUUAAAAAUAUGUAUGUCCUGAAUUAGAUAAUAGUUUAUGUUUACAACAAGAAUAUUAUCUACAGCUGCUAGCAAGGUACCAAGGAAACCAGUAAUAUGGGAUUAGAAAUGGCUGCUAGUUGCAAGAUAUACACAUUAACUCAUCAUUAAUCAGUUAUUUUAAUGCUCUGAGACAUAGAAUGUUAAUUUCUGUAUAUUUUUUGGUGAUUUAGUGUUGUGGCAAAAGUAAUUUGCACACCACUUUCAAGUUGUUCUUUAUAAGAAGAACAUUCUUUUGCUAUGAAAUGUAUAAAUUCUAAGGAUCAGGGCCAGCCUUAAAGGUGGAUGAUCUAGGCAAUUGUAUAAAAAAUUCAGGGGCAGCUUUCCUUAUUCCAGUCUUACUCAUGUGCCAGCUGGUGGAUGUGAAGCAUUUUGACAAUAGUAGUAUCUACAGAAGAGGACUAGGUACUGCUGUUAUCAUAGAAGCAAUACCUCCUUCUGCCCUGAAAGUGGCACAAGUACUCACAAUUGCAACCUGAUGCUGCUUAAUAGUACUUCAGAAGUCUGGGAAUGACAAGAAAGUGACAACAUAUGGGGAAUUGAAAGCCAGGGGAGGGAGGCCGGUAAGGGAGAAGGAAAAGAGAAAGCGAGACAGACAGGCAGACUAUACUGAAGGUGA
Gavialis gangeticus (Gharial) is the source of this 3625-nucleotide messenger RNA. It is a transcript of the gene KCNQ5, whose product is annotated as potassium voltage-gated channel subfamily Q member 5. Gene Ontology annotation, cellular component: membrane. Gene Ontology annotation, molecular function: voltage-gated potassium channel activity. The transcript is spliced from 14 exons. Gene Ontology annotation, biological process: potassium ion transport; transmembrane transport. The record is from RefSeq and is a predicted model, not a curated record. Bases 73 to 2595 code for a protein of 840 amino acids. Lineage: Eukaryota; Metazoa; Chordata; Crocodylia; Gavialidae.